This is a messenger RNA of Rotaria sp. Silwood1, 2007 nucleotides long. NCBI's taxonomy places the organism in Eukaryota, Metazoa, Rotifera, Eurotatoria, Philodinida, Philodinidae. The record is from the annotation of a GenBank genome assembly.
AUGUUAUCACUAUCCUCAUCAAAUAAUGACAACAAUGAUUCAAAUAUCGUUGAUUUAUUAUAUCAUUUAUGUAAAGAAAAUGAAAUAGAAAAAGUUCAAAAUAUUCUACCAUAUAUUGAUAAUAUAGAUAUUAUAAAUAAAAUUCAAAAUUCAACUGGUUCAACAUGUUUGCAUGUGGCAUGUUAUUAUGGACAUCAACAUAUGGUACAACUUUUAUUAGAAUAUGGAGCUCUACAUUCCAUUAGAAAUUUACGACACAAUUUAACACCUUAUGAAGAAGCAUGUACAGAUGAUAUCAAACAGUUGUUUGUAGAACAUCGCAAAUUAUUUUCAAAUAAUGAUUUUGAUUAUGAUUAUAUUGAAUGGUCAGUAGUAGGAGAUGAUCUCCUUGGAAAACGACGUGAAUUUCGUCAAGCUAUUGAUUUAUAUAAAACCUAUGAUAAUCAUCAUUUAAUAUCAAAAUUAUUAGCUGAAGUUAUUCAUUAUUAUUUAAAUGAAUAUCUGAUAAAUGAAAGUAAUGAUACUGGCAAUCCAGAAGAUCAAAUUACUCGUCAACACAUUGAAACUAUAGAAGCAUAUUUUAAAGAAGCUAUAGAAAAACAAGAUUAUUUAACAUAUUUUAUAAAAGCUUAUACAUUAACAAAUUGUUUUUAUAAAGUAUUAAAUAAACAUUUGGCUCUGUAUAUAUUACAAUAUUUUGAUACAACAAAAGAUUUUUCAUCAAAUUAUCGUCUUGUGAAUUGUCUGGUUCACAUUGUUACACUCUUAAUCUAUCAUCCCAAUUUACCUCAAUAUCAAUAUCGAGGUUUAUGUUAUCGUGGUAUGAGAAUAACACAAAAUGAUUUAGAUCAAUAUCUCUCAAAUCAACAUAUAUUAAAUCGUUCAUUUUUAUCAACAUCAAUUGAUCGUGAAGUAGCUGAAAUGUUUGCUGGUGAAGGUCAACAAUCGAAAAUGAGAUAUACUCCUAAAGAUCAUUGUGUAUUACAAUAUUCAUGUUUAUGUCAAUAUUUAAUAAAACAAAAUUCAACAGCUAUUAAUAUACAAAGUUUAUCAACAAGACCGGAUGAAAAAGAAGUUUUAAUUCUUCCGUUUACCGUUUUUAAAGUAAUAGCAAUUAAACGAAAUUAUCUUAAUGAUUCAACAGCAUCAAUUUCAAUUGAAAUUGAAUUAGAAGAAUGUGAAGAUCCAAAUGAUAAUAAAAAUGAAUCAGAAAAUAGUAAAACAAUAAGAAUAGCAUCAUUAUCAUCAACUAAUGAUGACAUAAAAGAUGUUGAAGAAUAUCAAAAAUUCAAACAACGAAAACGUCGUCUUUAUGGCAUUAUUGGAUUUUUGGUGUUCGCUAUUCUUUUGAGUUUAACUCUGGUAUUAAUUUUUAUUUUCGUUAUUCGAAAAGAUUCCACGAAAAACACUGCAUCCAUGGCAACGCCUACCACAGAAAUGGUUAAUGAUGAUGAUGAUCCAUUACCACAAGGUUGUCCCAAUAUAUUAAAACGCUCUAGCUGGAAUGCGCGUCCGUAUACCAAUCGUGAAAAUUUAACAACAUUACCGGUUACAAAUAUUGUUGUACACCAAUUAGAAGGUUUGAAUUUGAUUAUGAAUGAUCAAGAUUGUAUUGCUCAAAUAAAAGGACUUCAAGAUUAUGACAUGAAUAUAGAAAAUUGGGCUGAUAUUGGUUAUAAUUUUCUUCUGUGUGAUGAUAGUGGCGACCAACAACAAAUUUAUACAGGCAGAGGAUGGAAAUUUACUGGUGCACAUUGUAUAAGUUAUAAUAAACGAUCAUUGGGUAUUUGCAUUAUUGGCAAUUAUACCAGUAUAAGAUCUUUAAAAACAUUUGAAUCAUUAAUUCAAUGUGGUAUUAUGAAGAAUGAUAUUAUGAAAAAUUUUACACUGGUUGGACAUUUUAAUUCAACAAAAAUUUACGAAUAUUAUCUGGAAUAUUUUAGAAAUGAUACCGAUCUUCAAUAUAGCAAUCAAGCCAGUAAAAAACAGUUUAUGUGUCCACAGUAG